Molecule: messenger RNA, 801 nt
Organism: Acanthosepion pharaonis
Lineage: Eukaryota; Metazoa; Mollusca; Cephalopoda; Sepiida; Sepiidae
Source: the annotation of a GenBank genome assembly
AUGUGUCGACCACUUUAUUCUCUUUCUCUUUCUUUCUCACUCCCUAUCUAUCUAUCUAUCUAUCUAUCUAUCUAUCUAUUUAGACUUUUUGAAGAAGUUUUCGAACAAAAAAAAAAAAAAAUUUCCAUUCUCGAGGCACAGUGUGAAAAUGCACAGAAAUGUCAGGCAUCUAAUGCUUUCGUGUUGGAUAAAGUUUUAAGCCAAAUAAACAAUCAGGGUAAACGAUAUCUAUCCAUCUAUCUCCUUCUGCUCACGAUCUAUCUAUCUAUCUAUCUAUCUAUCUAUCUAUCUAUCUAUCUAUCUGUCUUCAUUUGUCUCUGGACAGGGCAGGAGCCAACUCAUCUUCGUUUGAAAAGAUUUCUUCGAGUCAACUGGCUUGAGCUGACAUUUGCCUUUCUUACCAACGUCAUCAUGACGUCAUUAAAGAAUUUUCCUCUUGGCGACAAGUCACUUGGAGUUUCCUUCUUAUUUGUACCUGCUUCUCUUAAUUCUUUCAGUCCACCUCUCUCUUCUGUUCGCAACUGUUUAGCUAUCUCAAUAUAUCCUUCCUUUCAAUCUAUUUACCUUUCUCAGUCUAUCUAUCUAUCUAUCUAUCUAUCUAUCUAUCUAUCUAUCUAUCUCUUAUCUAUCUAUCUAUCUAUCUAUCUAUCUAUCUAUCUAUCUAUCUAUCUAUCUAUCUAUCUAUCUCCAUUCUUCAUAUAUAGCAAUCUAUCUCAUUCUUUCCCAUCUAUCUAUCUAUCUAUCUAUCUAUCUAUCUAUCUAUCUAAUUCUGAUCAUAUCUUUCGUAUGCUGUUAAUAUAG